Stomoxys calcitrans (stable fly) is the source of this 1632-nucleotide messenger RNA. RefSeq names its product heparan sulfate 2-O-sulfotransferase pipe. Lineage: Eukaryota; Metazoa; Arthropoda; Insecta; Diptera; Muscidae. The record is from RefSeq and is a predicted model, not a curated record. Bases 1 to 1632 code for a protein of 543 amino acids. Gene Ontology annotation, cellular component: membrane. The transcript has 4 exons. Gene Ontology annotation, molecular function: sulfotransferase activity.
AUGGUUUUGGAUUUCGACACAGGGUUUAUUGGACAAGACUUCUUUGAAAUUGUUGAUUUGUGUUUUUUAGCCCUUCGUCUGCCAAAGGAGGGAGCAGGAGAAAUACCCAAAGCAGAUUUUCUGCAAUUGCAGAAACCUCAAAAUAGAAAUUGGAAUCAGAAUCGUAAUCGUAAUUUCAAUCAAGUCAGAAGAAAUAGAAAUCGAAGACACAGAAAUCUGGGUGGCAAACGAUUGAAACCGGUAUUUGGAGGAAAAAACAAUAAUGAACAAGGAGCAAAUAAUAAAACGCCCAGGAAUCAUGGAGGUCCUGGUAGAAAUAGUCAUAUGAGAUACCAUAAGCAUGAUGACGAUGAUGAUGAGUAUGAUGAAUAUGAUGAAGAUGAAUAUUAUGAUGAUGAGGAUGAGAAUGAAGAUGAAAAUGAAAAUGAUGACGAAGAUAAGGACAAGGAUAAAACUGAACAUGAGACUCCAGACAAAACAAAUGCCCAGGAAGACAAGGAGAAGAAAUUAGAGUCAGAGGAUGACAAAGACAAGCCAAAGACUAAAAAAGAUGGUCACGAUAAGGAGGAAAACAAAGAUGAAGUUGGUCUAAAAAAGGAUAUCAAUUCAAAGAAUCACAACAAAAAUGAGAGUGGCGAGGACGAUGAAUAUGAUGAUGAUGACUACGAUUCCCUGUACUCUGCUGAUGCUUUGAAUAAUACCAAAAAGGCCCAGGUUGAAUUGGUCUUCUUCAAUCGUGUACCCAAAGUGGGCAGUCAAUCAUUAAUGGAACUCAUGGCUCGCCUGGGCAAUGUCCAUAACUUUCUCCAUUCUCGUGAUCAGGGUAAGGCUCAUGAGACUAUAUUUCUUAAGCCGCCUCAGCAAAAGGCUUUCCUAAAGGAGCUUUAUAGCAAAUCGCGACCUCGGGUCUAUAGUCAACACAUAGCCUACAUCAACUUUACCCAUCAUCAUCAGCCCCGCCCCAUCUACAUAAAUCUCGUAAGAGAUCCCAUUGAACGUAUACGCUCCUGGCAUUAUUAUGUGCGUGCCGAAUGGUACUACAAAGACUUACAAGCCAAACUGGGAGAUAAAGCCCCUAAAAUGCCACCUAAACAAUUUAUGGAAAUGGAUUUGGACACGUGUGUGAAGACCGGCGACAUUCACUGUCAAUUCAACCAAAUGGAAAUUAAAAAUCCCGCAGGAGAUCAUAGGCGACAAACAUUAUUCUUUUGUGGGCAAAAUCGACAAUUGUGCAUGCCCUUCAAUUCCAGAGCGGCCAUGCAAAAGGCUAAACGUACUGUAGAAGAGGAAUAUGCUGUGGUGGGCACUUGGGAGGAUACCAACAUAACUUUAUCGGUUUUAGAGCACUACAUACCACGAUUCUUCGGCAAUGCCAAGACCAUUUAUUAUGAGGGCAAGGAUGGUUUGGGUAGUGUCAAUAAAAACAAUGUCACCCGUCCCAUUAGUGAGGAAACCCGCAUGAUCUUAAGUAAAAAUCUUACACAUGAAAUUGAAUUCUAUGAGUUCUGUAAACAGCGUCUGUAUUUGCAAUACAACGCCAUCACAGAUGGUAAAUCUCUGGACAAUGAUGAUUAUCUCUUAAUACCAGAUAGCAGUGAAGAUUCAGAAGAGGAGAACCAAUUUAAAAAAUAG